This is a messenger RNA of Papaver somniferum (opium poppy), 1752 nucleotides long. Its product is annotated as probable galacturonosyltransferase-like 9. Gene Ontology annotation, molecular function: glycosyltransferase activity. The transcript has a single exon. The coding region runs from base 274 to 1392 and encodes 372 amino acids. Gene Ontology annotation, cellular component: Golgi apparatus. NCBI's taxonomy places the organism in Eukaryota, Viridiplantae, Streptophyta, Magnoliopsida, Ranunculales, Papaveraceae. The record is from RefSeq and is a predicted model, not a curated record.
CUUCACACACCCUCAAACACGGGUUCUAUCAAAAAGCCGUGUUUACUUUUAAUUACGAAGCCGCGUUUUGCUUGUUCACCUUCCUCCUCCUCUCCAUUACUUCUUUGACUCGUCUCUCUUAGUUUCCAUUCUCUCCUUCUAGCAAUCAAUCUCUCCUUCUUCUCUCUUUACCGGAAUGCCAGUAUAAGAGAAAGAAGAAGAAGAGGAAAUCAUAGGAAAAUCAAAAAAAUCGAAUUCCCGGAAUUUCACUUUCCGGAGUUAAACAAAAAAAAGAUGUCAAAAAAAUCUAGGAAUCAUAAUGUUCUUAGCGUUGUUGGUGUUCUUGUUCUUGUUUUAGGGUUUUUGUUUAAACCUUCUGAUACUAUCCGAUCAUUCAAAAUCAUAUCAGAUCUAAAAAACCAGUUGCCGAGAUUUGCCGAGGCGCCUGAAUACAGAAACGGAGCUGAAUGUCCGGCGACUACAUCAUCAUCAGUCUGUGAUCGGUUUCGUGUUCAUAUAGCUAUGACAUUAGAUGUAGAGUAUUUGAGAGGAUCAAUGGCUGCAGUUUCAUCAGUUCUAACUCAUGCUUCUUGUCCAGAAAACGUAUUCCUUCAUUUCAUUGUAGCAGAAUCAGAUUCAGAGAAGUUAUCACCGUUAACUCAACUAGUUCGAUCUACUUUCCCUUCUCUUCAUUUCAAAGUUUAUCUGUUCAAAGAUGAUUUAGUCAAGAACUUAAUUUCAUCAUCAAUUCGUUCAGCUUUAGAGAAUCCAUUAAACUAUGCUAGAAAUUACUUAGCUGAUAUCCUUGAUCUCUGUAUAGAUCGUGUGAUUUAUCUCGAUUCAGAUCUUUUAGUAGUUGAUGAUAUUCAGAAAUUGUGGAAUAUUGAGUUAACAAAGUCAAGAAUCAUUGGAGCACCAGAGUAUUGUCAUGCAAAUUUCACUAAAUAUUUCACUGAUGGAUUCUGGGCAGAUCCAGUUUUAUCAAGAGUUUUCUCAGGGAGGAAUCCAUGUUAUUUCAAUACAGGUGUAAUGGUAAUGGAUUUGAAGAGGUUUAGACAAGGGAAUUACAGAAGAAGAAUUGAAGGAUGGAUGGAAUUACAAAAACAAAAGAGGAUUUAUGAAUUGGGUUCAUUACCACCAUUUUUACUUGUUUUUGGUGGUGAUGUUGAAGCUAUUGAUCACAGAUGGAAUCAACAUGGAUUAGGUGGUGAUAAUGUGAAAGGUAGCUGUAGAUCUUUACAUCCUGGUCCUGUUAGUUUGUUGCAUUGGAGUGGUAAAGGUAAACCAUGGACUAGACUUGAUUCUGGUAAUCCUUGUCCUUUAGAUCAUCUUUGGGCUCCUUAUGAUCUUCAUUUAUCAACACACAAUCAUCAGCUUUUACAGAAUAAGCCCAUUUCUACAUCAUCAUCAUAGAAUUUUUUCUUUUUUUUUGGUUACUUUCUUUUAUUCAAAUUCUUUUUUUGUAUAUAGUUUGUAGAAAUUAAAUUAGGGUUUUUAUUUGUUCUUUGUUAGAAUCAAAAGAGGUAGUAGUGGAGGAGAUAUUGUUGAUUCAGAGUCUGAGAUUGUUUCUUUGUGUUUACCAAAUUUUGCAAACAACAACCAAUGAUCUUAGUUGGUUUGAUCAUGUAUUUGAAGAGAAAAAUAUUGGGGUUAAAAAAAAAAGAGAUGGAUAAACAGAGGUAAUAAUAACAGUUUUUUUCUUCACUGUAUUUUUGUUUGUUUUCUUUCGGUUGAUUAUUGUGAAAUGAUUAUGUUCCGAUCUGUAAUAUUUUG